ACGACGACACGGUUGCGCUCCGAUCAAGAUCUCGCGAGUGUGAGAUAAUAUAUUACAUCUAUAUAUAUACCUUAUAAUAUUUCAUCAAUCAACGUUUACGUUUUUCUCAUCGAAAAAGAGAAAAAAAACAAAAAUCAAUAUAUAAAUAAAUUCAUCUGACGUAUAUUAUAUUAUAAUAAAUACAAGUAAUUAAUUUAAGUUAUACAUUGGAACACAAGUUUGAAAUCCGGAUGAGAACAUUUAACAAUCAUCAGCAUCAGCAUUAGCAUCAUCAGCAUCAGCAUCAGUGCAUAAAAUAAUUGAACCAAUAAGCAACAUAUUAUUUGGUGCAUAACUGAACUUUUGUCGUCGUAUUUGUUGAUUUAUCUCACUCACCCCCCCCCCGUCUCACCAGAUUAUGGAAAACAACUGGGUUGUUUUAUUCGUCACGUUGAUUAUUGGAUAAAGAGAGAGAUUGUUCCUUUGGUUUACUAUAUAUAUAUUUUUCUUUUUCGACUUUUUUUUUCUUGGGGGAGUUUUCGUUUGGUUUUUAUUCAAGGAAAGAUAAAUAAGUAAAGUUGUAUCGUGAAAAAAGGAUUGCAUUUUGUUAUAUACUACUACUACUACUACUACUACUACUACUACUACUACUACUACUACUACUACUACACGUAUACACGAGUAUUCUGGUGAACUUUUUGAUUUUUAUCGUAACUAUUUUCCUUCAUGAGAUAUGGUUUAUGCAAAGUGUGAGAUAAGAUAUGAAAAAAAACGUGAGAAAAUAUAAAGAAAUAGCCUGAGAUACGAAAAUAUACAACGAAAAAUAAUAAGAAGAAGAUAAAUCAAAGGAUAAGUGUAUGUAGACAUUUAUCUAGCACCAGAAAUAAGAUAGAAAACUUAAACCUAGGGAUAUUAUAAUCCAACCUAGGGAAAAUUAAAAAUCCAUUAUGAAGAUCUAUGGGGAGAAUAACAUAGGAUAAAAGGAUUAACAAGUAUUCUAACAAUACCAAGUGAAUAUCUCAACGAAGUAUCAACGAAAGUUAGCCUAGAAGAGUAUUACGAUCAAUGAUAAAAAGAAACGUUAUAAUAAAGAAGAAAGUUUUAUUUGAACGUGUACAUUUGUUACGGAGCGUCGGAUGCUGUGUACGGACGGACGUGUACGGGUGAGCAGAGAGGGCCUAUCGUCAAACAAAAAUCGUGUUUUUAAUCGAAUAUUCAUCGGAAUAUAACGAAACGAGUAUAUAUUUACAUACAUAUAUAUAUAUAUUACGUAUAACAAAGAUAAAAAGUUCCUAAUUCUUAAAUAAAAAAAGAGAGAGAGAGAGAAAAGAAUAAGAAAAGGAAUAAGAAGAAGAAGAAGAAGAAGAGGAAGAAGAAGAUAGUCAUCUCGCAUGAUGAUGACAUAUUGAAAAUUAUUGAUAAUAAAAAAGGGACAGAAGUAAGGCUGAAGAAGGACAGCAAGAUGCCGCAACGCACGCCGUUCGCGAUUCAAGAGUUAUUGGGUCUGAAUGGUACCGGAAAUGCAAGUGGUACCGAUCGUGGCUCACCUCAAGGAUCGCCACCCGCCGGCGUAUCGGCGGUUUCUUAUGCACCUAAUGCACCCCAUCACAAACUCUGGGAUUACAUGCCUAGCCUGACGAAUCAUCUAGGUAAUCUUGGAAAUCUUGGGAACCUAGGAAAUUUGACGGCCUCGCGUAUGGCCUACCUGAAUGCUCAGGCAGCCGUCGCGGCUGCUUUUCUACCACCACCGCAUCCUCAUCCGGCGCAUCAUGUACCUCAUCAUCAGGUACAUCAACCGGGUCAACUUCCUGCCUCACCUGCCGGUGUCAAUGUUCAUCCAGCGGCACACGCGCAACAUGUACUUCCUGGUACUGCUGUUACCGCCAAUCAUCAUCAACAUAGUCCAACUCAGCAUACACCGCCACACGGAUUCUCACAGACGAAAGGCACCUUCUCGAAUGCAAGUCCAGGUGUUGGACAUAACAUCGAGUCGGGCAAGGAUUUCACAGUCGACGGUCUAUCUGGUUUUAGUAAAAAAAAGAAGAAGAAACGUCGUCAUAGCUCCAGGACGAUCUUCACGUCUCAGCAGCUGGAGGAGUUGGAGGCAGCGUUCAAAGAAGCCCAUUAUCCCGACGUCUAUGCUCGCGAGAUGCUCAGCCUCAGGACGGAUCUGCCCGAAGACAGGAUACAGGUGUGGUUUCAAAAUCGGAGAGCUAAAUGGCGCAAAACUGAAAAAUGCUGGGGUAGAAGUACCAUAAUGGCGGAGUAUGGUCUAUACGGUGCGAUGGUUCGACAUUCUUUACCACUUCCAGAAACUAUUUUGAAGAGUGCUAAGGAGAACGAAUCGGUGGCUCCAUGGUUGCUUGCGCAAUCGUCUAAGACAAGCGGCUUUAGUCAAGAUUUCGAAAAUAAUCAAGAACUGAUUGACUGUGGGCCCGUAGGGAUGCACCGAAAGUCGAUCGAAGCGGCGGAACAUCUCAAGUCUGGUGGCGAGGACAGCGGAAACGACCAUAACGGGAGCGGAAGUAGCCCUCAUCAUAAUCAUCACCAAGGUGGACCUACCAGUUCCGAGAGUGGACAAGAGAGCCAAGAUGGUAUGGGGCCGUCUUCUUCGACAGGAGUCGUACAGGACACAGAACAACUGAGGAACGAGAGCAUCGCCUGCUUGAGGGCGAAAGCUCAGCAACAUCAAUUGCAACUGAGCUUGCAACCAACGGCAGCUCCAACAGGCAGCUCUUAUCAGACAGGACCGCAAUCGAGCACACUCCAUGCUUCGGUUUAAUCAUUCUCGUCAAAGUUUUUCAUCUUGAUUCUCGAAAAAAAAAGAAGGGGGAAGAAACAUUGACGACGACUUUAGUCUGGACUAUUCGCCUAAUCGUCGAAUAAAAGAACAAAAAAGGAAAAGGAAGAAGUAACAAGAAAAUAAUACUACAUUUCUUCAAUCUAUAUAUAUAUAUAACGAACGUAAGGAAAUGACAAAAAAAUAAUAAGAGAGAGAGAGAGAGAGAAAGAAAAAAAAGUAAAAUACGUUCGAAGAGGAAGAUCGAGAUCUCGUUAUAUGGAUCGAUCAUUAAAAUAUAUUUUCUAAUCGAUGAAGAUAUAUUGAUGAUAUUAUGGUGACAAAAAACAAUGAAUCUCCCAAAUUAUCGACUGCUGACUCGUGAGGACGAUCAGGGUAAACGAAGUGACAUUUUAAAUAAAAAAUACAAAAAAGAUACAAGAGAGAAACACAGGUAGAGAAAGAAAUAAAAAAAGAAAAAUAUUAAUUUACGUGAGCAACGAAUAAAUCGAACAAAUAUACAUAUAUAUAUAUAUAGAUAUAUAUAUAUAUAUAUAUAUAUUUCGAUAUCCAACACGAAUGAGAUACCUCCUUUGGUAUAUGUAUAUAUGUAAUCCGAUCAACGAAAAUUUACCAAAAGAAAAGAAGAAAAAAACACAGGAAAAAGAUAAUAAAAUAAAAUUGACGGUCUCUAUAAUAUACGUAUGCGCAACGAAAAGAAAUAAGGGAAAUACAGAAACUUCAUCAACGAAAAAUCAGUGGCCUAUCAAUGGCCAUCUUUAAAUCGAUACUUUAACAAAACGAAAUCGAUACGAAGAAAUAAACUAAUACCUAAUUAAGAAAUAAUAGUCGCUUUUAAAUAGUGUGAGAGUGAAAUAAAACGACAGAGAAAGAAAAAGAAAGAAAGAUAUAGAAAAAGAUAGAGAGAAAUUAAAAAAGAAAAGAAAAAGAAAGAAAAGAAACGAACGAAUAAACAAUUAAACGAACAAAUAAAUAAAUAAAAUAAUUAAUUAAUUAAACAAAUACACGAGAAACGAAGACUUUUCGCCUUUUAACAAAAAUAAAAUAAAAUAAUAUAAAAUAAAAGAAAGAAAAAAAAGACAUACUACGCAAAAUGAUUCGCAACGAAAUGUUAAAUAGGAACGACGUUAGGUACAUCGAAAUGAGUGAAUGUGUAAUUUGUAUGAGAGAUUGAAAGAGAGAAAAAGAAAGUGAGAGAGAGAGGAAAAAAAAAUUUUGAAUUAUUUCAAAACAGAAAAAAAGAAUGAGUGAAAGAGACGCACGUAAAAAAAAACGUUUAUUAGCGAACACUUCCUAUACCCAAGUACUUAAAGAAGACAUAACUGUUGUCAAAUGUGCAAUAUAUCGAUAUAAGUUUUAGUUCUAUAAGGUAUAUUAUACUUUAUUAAUGGAUACACCUACGCGCGUGGUGGUACGGGAGUAAACGGCGAUUAACGAUAUAUAUGUAUGUAUAUGUAUGUGCGAAAGAAAGAGAUUACGAUGGUAUGCAAAAAAAUAUGGAUCAUGUUUGAUGAUUUACAAAUUUCAUUUUUAAUCGGAUCUCUUAAAAAAGAAAAAGAAAAAGAAAAUCAUCAUUAUAUAUCGAAAACGUCAUUACCUUUCUCCUUAAUCCACUACUGUAUAUAAAUAUAUAUAUAAAUACAAAGGGUAUAUAUAUAUACUAUAAACAUAUAUAUAUACAUAU
Messenger RNA from Polistes canadensis, 4463 nucleotides. RefSeq names its product visual system homeobox 2-like. NCBI's taxonomy places the organism in Eukaryota, Metazoa, Arthropoda, Insecta, Hymenoptera, Vespidae. The record is from RefSeq and is a predicted model, not a curated record. The transcript is spliced from 8 exons. Gene Ontology annotation, cellular component: nucleus. The coding region runs from base 1442 to 2761 and encodes 439 amino acids. Gene Ontology annotation, molecular function: sequence-specific double-stranded DNA binding; DNA-binding transcription factor activity, RNA polymerase II-specific. Gene Ontology annotation, biological process: regulation of transcription by RNA polymerase II.